AUCUCUCUCUUUCUCUCCCGGGUACACUUGUGGGGUCUGUCGCCUUCUCACUAUCCACCAACCUCACUAUUGCUAGCCCUCAUCCCUAAUCCCUAUGCGUCUACCAUACCUUCUAUCCCACCCACACGAACACAGACCCCUAUACAAGAAUCAUGUACCACUCAUGACCUAAUCACACAGAUCCUUCUCACUCCAAUUCCCUAGCUUCGAAGAAGAAGCUUCCCGGACAAAAGCGCACACACAUCGAUCUUCUUGAUCGUAGCAGCAUCCUUGUUGUUACGGCCAGGGUGUUGAAAUGGCAACUGCCGCUGAUGCCCCGGAUCUAUCACUCCACAUCAGCCCACCGUCACCAACCGGCAAGGCCUGGAGCGGCCGCGGGGAUGAAAUGGCCAUCUCUGCGGAGUCCACAGAGCUCUGUCUAGGGUUUGACAUGGCGACUGCGCGACAGGCAGGCGAGGUCCGCAAUGGCCACUCCGAUCUUGAGCAGCGGCUGCACCAACCUAGCCAGAUUCCGAGAUUCAAGAAGAGCUCCGCUGACAGCCAGGUGGGCUCCUCCGGCGGUGCGGCGAGAUCUGGGAAUGGUGGCAAGAAGAGCUCUAGGGCUCCAAGGAUGCGGUGGACGACGGCGCUCCAUGCACACUUUGUACAAGCGGUCCAGCUCCUUGGCGGCCAUGAGAGAGCAACACCGAAAUCAGUCUUGGAGUUGAUGAACGUGAAGGAUCUCACACUGGCUCAUGUCAAGAGCCAUCUUCAGAUGUACAGAACAGUCAAGGGCACUGCUUCGGACAGAUCAUGUGCGGCAGGCCAUGGCCAGAUAAGGGACAUGGGCUUUCUGAGGAGAGAUGGUGAAGUGCAUGGCUUUGACAUGUUUAGCAACAUCAUUUCUAAUACAAGAAGGCCGCCAUGGGCGUCGCCGGCGGAGCAGCUGCAGCCGCCGUUCGUGCCGGAGCAAGGCGGAGGCGGCCCGCCGCUACCAAGCGCCUACCUCAUGUCCAUUCACCAAUACUUGAUGAAGCAAGACCAGGGAUGGAGAGGUGCACAGCAGCAAGAUGCUUCACUCAAUUGCCCAGUACAGGACAAAGGACAACGUCUGCAUGUAGGCGCACGCCAUGAUGAGACGCCCAGGAUUGGAUCGUCGACAGCAGGUUUUGCUCGGGGAUGGUCGUCGUCGUCGUCACUAUCGCUGUCGCCGUCGCCGUCGACCCCACUACAAAUGAACGGCAGGAACGCCGGCAGCACCGCAGAGCAAGCAUGCAUGAAGCAGCAGCAGGCGCCAUCAAGAGUACCCAGCCUGGAGAUGAGCUUAGGGAGGCAGGGGUGGCAAAAUGCCAUUGAGCAGCAGCAGCGGCAAGGACAGCCCAGCGUGGAGUCCUCGGCGUCCAAAGAGCUAACCCUACUAAAGUGCUUGUGAAAUUAUCUAGUAAGAAAAUUAAUAACUAUUUUAGGUAGUUCAAAGUGGAACUCAAUGGUCGUCUGAUCGACUACACUGAUUUUAAUUCCGCGAGGCGAGAGAGCAAAAUUAGAAUAAAAAAGCUAGGUAGUCAAUUUGCUAGCUUGGAUUCGCAACAAAAAUAACAAAAAAUGAUAUUCCCUCCAUCUCAUAUUAUAAGAUUG
Triticum dicoccoides is the source of this 1614-nucleotide messenger RNA. RefSeq lists its product as uncharacterized. Gene Ontology annotation, cellular component: nucleus. The transcript is spliced from 6 exons. Gene Ontology annotation, molecular function: transcription cis-regulatory region binding. The record is from RefSeq and is a predicted model, not a curated record. Gene Ontology annotation, biological process: regulation of DNA-templated transcription; abaxial cell fate specification. NCBI's taxonomy places the organism in Eukaryota, Viridiplantae, Streptophyta, Magnoliopsida, Poales, Poaceae. Bases 296 to 1411 code for a protein of 371 amino acids.